Aspergillus wentii DTO 134E9 is the source of this 4806-nucleotide messenger RNA. Its product is annotated as putative nuclear migration protein (ApsA). The record is from RefSeq and is a predicted model, not a curated record. Bases 1 to 4806 code for a protein of 1601 amino acids. Gene Ontology annotation, biological process: maintenance of protein location in cell cortex; establishment of mitochondrion localization; dynein-driven meiotic oscillatory nuclear movement. Gene Ontology annotation, molecular function: phospholipid binding; tubulin binding. Gene Ontology annotation, cellular component: cell cortex; mitochondrion. NCBI's taxonomy places the organism in Eukaryota, Fungi, Ascomycota, Eurotiomycetes, Eurotiales, Aspergillaceae. The transcript has 2 exons.
AUGUCCACCAUCGAGGACCCUUUUGUUUCUAAUUCGCAGGACGGUUCUGUUUGCCGCGAAUCGCAUAGGUAUUCAUCUUUUGAUACGCAGCUGUUCAGUCUCAAUGCGUCUUCACCAGCACAGGCCAAGCGAGCCCUCGAGGCUCAUCUGGCGGAGACGGAGCGCAGACUGGAGGAGGCGUCCAAGUUGGGGACGGCGCUCAUUGAACAGCAGAGGGAGCUGGAGGACAAGCUGAAGGAGGUGGAACGCCAGCAGGAUGAGGGCGAGGUCGGACCGGAUCUGCGUCGAAAGCUAGUCGACCUGGAGAAAGAGUACAAUGAAAUCGGUCGGGAGACUGCGCGAGCCUUUCUUGGCCCCAAACGGCCUGCGGGUGCGGAUGAUGGUCACCUGGGGACCCCUUCCUUUGACCAAAAGUCGCCAAUCAGCCCAGCCCUGUUUGCCAGCCAGGCCACCAACUCUCCCAGCAAGGUGAGUGUUCCGUCGCGCAAGCAGCGAAACCAGCCGUCAAGCCGUGUCCACGAUAUCGAAUUCGCUACCGAGAUCUCCACAUCCCUUUUGGCUCAAGUUCGUCAAUUGCAAGCGCUGCUUGCCGAGCGCGAGGAUGCUCUCAAGAUCGUUAACCUGGAGAAAUCGCGACUCGAACUCGAGGCCGAGGGUUACGCCCAGCGCAUCCGAGCUCUCGACGAGAGUGAGCAACGAUACAAGGAUGAAAACUGGGCUCUCGAAACACAGACCCACGAAUUGAUGGCCGAUGCGAGAGAAGCUGCAGAUCGCGAAGCUAGACUCAACAGCAGCCUGAGUAGCGUCACUGUCGAAAAGAACUCCGUUGAACGUGAAUUGGAGGACCUGAAACAAGUCAAUGCCAAGAUCCUCGAAGACCAGAUGGCUGCCCAGAAGGCCAACGACUCCGAAGUCCAUCUCUUGCGUAGGAACUUGCAUGCAGGAGAUGCCGAAAAGCUUGCUCUCCAGCAGAAGCUUGAGGAAUUGAACUCGCAGAAUGAAGAGCUCGCAAGAGUAGUGGCGAUGCGCCUUCGACAGCACGAAGCGGAUUCUGCUCGCGACUCUCCCCAAGACAAUGAUUCUGACGAGCGAGACAAUUCGACACCCGAAAACUCCCCUCCCCCGUCUCCCAACAAGUUCACUCCGCGACACAACCAUCUGGAGACAGAGACGUUGCGGAGUUCGCUUGGUCAUGCUCACCGUAUGAUUCAGAACCUCAAGAGCACCAUUCAUCGCGAGAAAACCGAGAAGAUCGAGCUUAAGCGCAUGCUUCAAGAUGCCCGCGAUGAGGUCGAGACACGUCGCCGUGAAGCUAACGGACCGGGUGGUCUGGGUAGCAAGCGCCAGAAGACAAAGGCUGAACCCGCAAGGAAAGCUCCUCGACCGGACCUGCUUGGUGCAGGGCGCAAGAAGACCGAAGUCGAGGUCCACGACACCGACUGGGAAGACAAUACUGUGGACGGGAGCCCCUCCUCUCGUUCAACUAUGGCAAAGUCUCCCAGAAAUGUUUCUGGCGGACAGUCUUCCGAUGAACCUAGUGAUGCAUACCAGACCGCUACCGAGGCUGACGACGCCUUCGAGACUGCAAACGAGCGGGAGACCGCCACAGAAAGCGACGCAUUCCAGACCGGCAUUGAGAGCAUGGCUGAUGACAGCUCUGACACCGAUCAACUCACCGAGACCGAGGACAGCAUUCAAAGGACGCCUCGCCAGCAAAGAGUGUCGCCAUUGGUGAUGGCCAAGAGGGGUGACCGAAACUCGUACCACAGCACAGCUUCCACUUCUGCCGAUGAAGAUGAAUCUAGCGAUGGUGGAUUCCCCUCGCCUAGUCAAAUCAGCGGUCCUCGUCAACGACUCAAGACGAGAAGAAGCAUGAUGAGGAGAAUCCGUCCAUCCGGCGAGGCCCCCAUGGCAUCCGGUAGUCGGCCAUCCAGCUCUCGAAACUCCCCAGCCACAAGCUUUACGCAGGAUGCAGGAGCCUCAGAAGGCCAGAGUCUCUUUGCUGAGCUCGCAGAACUGGAUGGUACUGAAGAAGAAGGAGACUACGGCGCAGUUUCCCAGGUGUCGACUCCCCGCAUGCUUCCCGAAACCGAUUCGAGGAGACCAUCCGAAGCUAUGUUGGAUAUGCCCCCCAAGCCUGCUAUGGUUGACUCCGGUGUUAUGACCGAUCCUUGGGAACCAACACCUGCAGUUAACUCUAUGAAUCUAGGCGCAAUCUCUGCUUCGGAGACCCCCGAAGCACCUGAGAUGGUCAGCUCUGGUACUCAGCAGACACCUAUGAAGGCUGUCGACGAGCAAGUAUCCAGUGUGCAAACGCCGCCUAAAAUGGCGUGGGAUGAGCACUCCCGGGAAGCAGGACAAGAAGAGACAGCCCCCGCUGUUCCUGAGCCACCGCAAUUGGACAUCUCAUCUGUCUCCAGCCAGGAGACUGUGCCGGUGGCUCCUAAGCUCCCUGAACUGACUUCAUCGUACGUUGUGGGAGGCAUAACCGAACCAGUCGAGGGCCCCGCACUUGUGUCGCCAGAGAUGACUAUGUCGUCGCACUACACUCAACACACGGAGCCCGUGAUCGCUACAUUGCCCGAGCCUGAGCCUGUUGUCCUUCCUGAGUUGGCUGUUUCAUCGAUCUUCUCGGAGAACACUCAACCCAUCGUGGCAACGCUCCCUGAGCCUGAGCCUGUCAUUCCCAUGGUGGAGCAGGGCACAAGCACGGACCUCCAAGAGCUGGAUGUGUCGUCAAUCUUCUUCGAGCAGACUGAGCCUGUCGUGGCCAAGAUGCCCGAGCCCACGCCGGUGCCCGUUGUUAUUCCCGAGCCAAUGGCACCCGAGCCCGAGCUUCCUGAAUUAAGCAUGUCGGUUAUCAACGCCGAAUCUACGGAACCUGUCUCUCCCAAGCUACCGGAGCCAGUGGUGAUCCCCGAGCCCGAGCUUCCUGAAUUGGCUGUCUCGGCUAUCAACACUGAAUCCACUGAGCCUAUCAUUCCCAAGCUUCCGGAAGUCGUGGCCCCCUCAGUGCCUGAAUGUUCAUUCUCUACAAUCCGCUCCGUGGAGACACUCCCCGUUGAAUCUCUGCCAAGGGCAAUUAUCCCUACACUUCAAGUGUCCGACGAGGAUGAAUCACCCCGAGAACUCAACAACGUGCACAGAAAAUCAGUCUCGGAAUCUCCUGCUGUUGUUGUCGCGGAGGACAGCACAAGUGAUAAUGACCGGGAUCUUACCAGCGAUGAGCAGGCCGAUGCUCCCUUGCCCCUGGGUGCAGUUUCUGGCAAUGCCGUCCCCCGUAGCACAAAACAGCAGUCGACCUCAACACAGGCAGACCAAGGCGCCCAAACAAUCCUCUCAUCUAAGCAGAUUGAUCAAAUUCUGAUGGACCGUGCUUCCACUCGCCCGCUGUCUCCCCCUGACAGCGAUAAGGCGAAGGAAUUGGGAGCUUCUCCCUUUGCGACACCUAAGGCCAGACCUCGUCCUACUCCGCAAUCUUCAACCCCCUCCUCUCUCCCGUCCAACCACAAACGGCCAGGCAGUGCAACUAGCGUUGUCUCCAGUGUUUACAGCCACCCACCAUUGCCUGCUGACCACCGAGAGGCCAUUAUUGCGGCAGAGAAGCGGUCCAUCGACCACCGUCCCGCUUCUCCCAGUGUUAUGGGACCUCCUCUUGCCCCUGCUUCUGCAUACAGGGUGAAUGGCCCACCACGCCCACGCACACCAAACGAUCAAGCUACCCAGGCUGGAUCUGCCAGAACAACAUCUUCGCGGGCCAAGAUGAGACGCGAGAGCCAGGUUUCCCGAAGGUCCUCCGUUUCGUCGUUUGCUUCUGAGAUUGAAGAACGGUUCAACAUGCACCCCAGUGCGGGUCCCACGCCUCAAGGCUAUGCUCCCGGUACAGACCCUCGCAUGAUUCAAGCCAUCACCCAAACAAUGAUCGGUGAAUUCCUCUGGAAAUACACGCGCAAGACUGUUUCUGGAGACAUGUCCAGUACCCGCCACCGACGAUAUUUCUGGGUUCACCCGUACACACGCACAUUGUACUGGAGUGCAACAGACCCGCAAAGCGCUGGAAAGACUGAGCUCAGAACCAAGAGUGUCCCGAUUGAAGCUGUGCGAGUCGUUGCUGAUGACAACCCUUACCCACCGGGCUUGCAUUGCCGGAGCUUGGAAGUUGUCAGCCCUGGUCGUCGCGUGAGAUUUACUGCUACGACAAGCCAGAGACAUGAGACUUGGUUCAAUGCUCUAUCGUACCUCCUGCUUCGCAACUCAGAAAAUGACGAGGAAGAGCAAGAGAACAACAUCACACUCGAAGAUAUUGAUGAAUUCAACCCUGGGUUCCGCUCAAGCUCCCGCCAGAACGCACGUAUGUCAUUCUCGUCUUCCCAGAGCCGCACCCUCCGCAAUCUUCCCAAACAGCGUGCUGGCUCUGCCAUGUCUGUUCGUCAAACUGCAACUCCUGGGCGGGUUUCCCCGGCCUUGAGCGCUCCUGCGCAGGAUUCAUCUCUCCAGAUUCCAGAGCAGCAGCCUAGACAAGUUUCUUCCUCCCGCCUUAGCACGAUCCUCAACACAACUAUCAAAGGAUCAUUUGGUCGGAAAGGAAGACACGGAUAUGCCGAGUCCAGCCUUCAUGACGGAAGCAUUCAUGACCACGGAAGUGUAGACAACCUAUCUUCGCAUUCUCAUGCUCAUACGUUGGACCUGGAUAAUGAUCGCCUUGAAAACGUCCGCGCUUGCUGCGAUGGUCGGCACGACGUCAGCUCGCUAUCAAGAACAAGUCGCUACAGCCCGAGGGUCAAUCGAAUUCACUCUCACCACUAG